This is a messenger RNA of Aspergillus fumigatus Af293, 471 nucleotides long. It is a transcript of the gene spt4, whose product is annotated as transcription elongation factor SPT4. Gene Ontology annotation, biological process: mRNA processing; chromatin organization; positive regulation of DNA-templated transcription, elongation. Gene Ontology annotation, cellular component: nucleus; DSIF complex. Lineage: Eukaryota; Fungi; Ascomycota; Eurotiomycetes; Eurotiales; Aspergillaceae. Gene Ontology annotation, molecular function: zinc ion binding; RNA polymerase II complex binding. The coding region runs from base 1 to 471 and encodes 156 amino acids. The record is from RefSeq and is a predicted model, not a curated record. The transcript has 3 exons.
AUGUCCUCAUCCUACUACGUCACCCCAAGCCAGCAGCGCACGUUGCGCGCCUGUAUGGUCUGCUCCCUCGUCCAACUACACAGCAAAUUCAUGCGCGACGGCUGCCCAAACUGCGAUAACGUCCUGGGCCUCCGCGGCAACAACGACGCCAUCCAGGAAUGCACCUCGCAGGUCUUCGAGGGCCUGAUUACCCUGCGCGAUCCGUCGACGAGCUGGGUUGCCCGCUGGCAGCGGUUGGAGGGAUACGUAGCCGGGACAUAUGCUGUUAAAGUGACGGGAUCGUUGCCAGACGAUGUCAUUACGAACUUGGAGGAUUCGGGGGUCAGGUAUAUCCCGUACGUGUAUCUCCCUGGCUCCUGCGUGAGUGGUGAUACUGACCGGCUUGUAGGAGGGAUGGCAGUGCGUUGGAGGAGGAGGCCUGAGGUACUCGAGUUAUCAUCGGAGGUAGAAGUACAGUUUGCUUGGAUCUAG